GCUAGUUAUCUAUAGGCUAUGGACAUUAGUAGUUAGUGUUACCUACUGAGGGGAAGGCCAUGAGUCUCUUAACACUAGUUCAUAUCCUUGUCAGCUUUUUGUCCUGUGCUGAAGCUAUAAGCAGAGCAGACUUCCCUCCCGGUUUUGUCUUCGGCACGGCUUCUUCAGCCUACCAGUAUGAAGGUGCUGUGAAUGAGGGCCAACGUGGACCUACUAUAUGGGAUACUCUCACGAAAAGACCAGGUCGGGUGAUUGAUUUCAGCAAUGCUGAUGUUGCUGUUGAUCACUACCAUCGCUACAAGGAAGAUGUGGAGUUAAUGAAGGGCAUCGGCAUGGAUGCGUACCGCUUCUCUAUCUCAUGGUCACGCAUCUUUCCAAAUGGAACAGGCGAACCAAAUGAAGAAGGAUUGAGUUACUAUAACAGCCUCAUAGACACUCUGUUAGACAAAGGCAUAGAACCAUACGUAACUCUCUUCCACUGGGACCUCCCCCAAGCACUCGAAGACAGAUACGAAGGCUGGUUAAACUCAAAAAUCAUCGAGGAUUUUGUUCAAUAUGCCUUUACUUGCUUCAAGGAAUUUGGAGAUAGAGUGAAGCAUUGGAUCACUUUUAAUGAGCCCUAUAACUUUGCGAUUGAUGGCUAUGACCUUGGCAUCCAAGCACCUGGAAGAUGUUCUAUUCUGUCACAUGUGUUCUGUAGAGAGGGUAAAUCAUCAACUGAACCAUAUAUUGUAGCUCACAACGUACUUUUAGCUCAUGCUGGUGCUUUUCGUACUUAUGAACAACAUUUCAAGAAAGAACAAGGAGGCUCCAUUGGGAUUGCGCUUAAUUCUAGAUGGUAUGAACCGUUCUCAAGUGCUGAUGAAGACAGAGAAGCAGCAGCACGAGCAAUGGACUUUGAGCUUGGAUGGUUCUUGGAUCCCUUAAUGUUUGGCCACUAUCCUCCUUCUAUGCAGAAACUUGCAGGCGACAGGCUGCCUCAAUUUUCAACUCAGGCAUCAAAAUUGGUAUCUGGAUCGCUAGAUUUUGUUGGUAUAAACCACUACACUACAUUAUAUGCUAGAAAUGACAGAAUGCGUAUCAGGAAACUUGUAAUGAAUGAUGCUUCAACUGAUUCUGCUGUCAUACCAACUGCUUAUAGGCAUGGGAAGAAAAUAGGAGAAACGGCAGCAUCAAGUUGGCUGCACAUAGUUCCUUGGGGUAUGUUCAAGUUGAUGAAACAUGUGAAAGAGAAGUAUGGGAAUCCACCUGUGAUCAUUACCGAAAAUGGUAUGGAUGAUGCUAACCAUCCAUUUUCUAGAUUAGAAGAUGUCCUGCAAGAUGAUAAAAGAAUACAGUACCACAAUGACUACAUGUCUAAUCUUCUGGAUGCUAUAAGGAAGGAAGGUUGCAGCGUCCAUGGUUACUUUGUAUGGUCACUGCUCGAUAACUGGGAAUGGAACUCAGGAUACACGGUGCGCUUCGGCCUUUACUACAUUGACUACAAGAACAACCUGACAAGGAUACCCAAAGCAUCAGUCCAAUGGUUCAGCCAGGUCUUAGCCCAGAAGACGGCUAUCAUAUAGAAUUCAACAGGAAAAUUAUGCCCAUGUUGCCGCAUCGCGUUGAAGAGCCUACUGGCAACUUCCGCGACUGAACUUUCUUCUGGGACUGAACUUUAGCUCGGGUGAAGACAGAUCCUUAAAAGGUGUACUAGUACUAGUUAUGAAGACAGGAAAUUUGGGUAGCUGCCUUUGGGCUUACCCCAUCAGGUUCAGUUCAGGUCAGAAUGGUCCUCUCCCUGAAAUUUCCAGCUCUCUCUGAAAUUUCCAGCUCCAACCUUUGUGCUUCCAAGUAAAAUGUUGAGGUGUCUCCUGAUGGGUUUCUAUGUGUGUGUGUGACUGUUUCUAUCCAUCUCAAGUGCAGUUUCACAUUCAGAUUUGGCUAUCCAGCCUAACUUCUUUUGUAAGUGUGCUGUAUCUUCCUGUUUCCUUUGAGUCAUCGAGUGCAAUAUAGUAGCCAAAUUGGCAAAGUUAUUCACUAAAGUUGUCACCAAAUGGACCUUAAGCUGAGCUUCAGUAUGAAAGUGACAGAAUCAUCAAAAAGAUAGACGUAGUAGUCAGAGAGGAAAGACACAUGGAAAAUAUGGAGGUUGGAGUCGAGAUGUCAAAGUCAGAAAAUGAAGUAAGAUAGGCCCGGCGGCUGGUACGAGUAACUAGUUAUGGUUUGGGUUGGCCCAUGAAUUUAUGAUUAUAUUUUCAAAGUAA
This is a messenger RNA of Oryza brachyantha (malo sina), 2246 nucleotides long. Its product is annotated as beta-glucosidase 25. Gene Ontology annotation, molecular function: beta-glucosidase activity. The transcript has 14 exons. The record is from RefSeq and is a predicted model, not a curated record. Bases 60 to 1565 code for a protein of 501 amino acids. Lineage: Eukaryota; Viridiplantae; Streptophyta; Magnoliopsida; Poales; Poaceae. Gene Ontology annotation, biological process: carbohydrate metabolic process.